Molecule: messenger RNA, 1030 nt
Organism: Chrysochloris asiatica (Cape golden mole)
Lineage: Eukaryota; Metazoa; Chordata; Mammalia; Afrosoricida; Chrysochloridae
Gene: SLC25A4
Product: solute carrier family 25 (mitochondrial carrier; adenine nucleotide translocator), member 4
Exons: 4
Coding region: 107-1003 (298 amino acids)
Biological process (GO): mitochondrial ADP transmembrane transport; mitochondrial ATP transmembrane transport
Cellular component (GO): mitochondrial inner membrane
Molecular function (GO): ATP:ADP antiporter activity
Source: RefSeq, a predicted model, not a curated record
CCCUUCGCUUUGCGCAGGGUCGGAGACGGAGUGGCGGUGCCUGGCUGGAGCGUAACCGAGAGCGCGAGAGCGGCUCAUUGAAGGUACACAGCGUCCAGCUAGCAUCAUGGGUGAUCAAGCUUUGAGCUUCGUGAAGGAUUUCCUGGCAGGUGGCAUCGCCGCUGCCGUCUCCAAGACUGCGGUCGCCCCCAUCGAGAGGGUGAAGCUAUUACUGCAGGUCCAGCAUGCCAGCAAACAGAUCAGUGCUGAGAAGCAGUACAAAGGGAUCAUUGAUUGUGUGGUGAGAAUCCCCAAGGAGCAGGGCUUUCUCUCCUUCUGGAGGGGUAACCUGGCCAAUGUGAUCCGUUACUUCCCCACCCAAGCUCUCAACUUCGCCUUCAAGGACAAGUACAAGCAAAUCUUCCUGGGGGGCGUGGAUCGUCAUAAGCAGUUCUGGCGCUACUUUGCUGGUAACCUGGCUUCCGGUGGGGCAGCUGGGGCCACCUCCCUCUGCUUUGUCUACCCGCUGGACUUUGCUAGGACCAGGUUGGCUGCAGACGUGGGCAAGGGUGCUUCUCAGCGUGAGUUCAGUGGUCUAGGCGACUGUCUUAGCAAGAUCUUCAAGUCUGAUGGUCUGAAGGGUCUCUACCAAGGUUUCAGCGUGUCCGUCCAGGGCAUCAUUAUCUACAGGGCUGCCUACUUCGGAGUCUAUGACACUGCCAAGGGGAUGCUGCCUGACCCCAAGAAUGUGCACAUUUUCGUGAGCUGGAUGAUUGCACAGAGCGUGACAGCGGUCGCGGGCCUGGUGUCCUACCCCUUUGACACUGUUCGUCGUAGGAUGAUGAUGCAGUCUGGUCGGAAAGGGGCUGAUAUUAUGUAUUCUGGGACACUUGACUGCUGGAGGAAGAUUGCAAAAGAUGAAGGAGCCAAUGCUUUCUUCAAAGGAGCCUGGUCCAAUGUACUGAGAGGCAUGGGCGGUGCUUUUGUAUUGGUAUUGUAUGAUGAAAUCAAGAAAUAUGUCUGAUGUAAUUAAAACCCAUGUUCACUGGUU